Armigeres subalbatus is the source of this 3981-nucleotide messenger RNA. RefSeq names its product probable ATP-dependent RNA helicase DHX34. Gene Ontology annotation, cellular component: intracellular anatomical structure. Gene Ontology annotation, biological process: nuclear-transcribed mRNA catabolic process, nonsense-mediated decay. Lineage: Eukaryota; Metazoa; Arthropoda; Insecta; Diptera; Culicidae. Bases 173 to 3928 code for a protein of 1251 amino acids. The record is from RefSeq and is a predicted model, not a curated record. The transcript has 8 exons. Gene Ontology annotation, molecular function: ATP binding; helicase activity; RNA binding.
UUAAUCGAGUUGCUGGCCUGUUGUUAGUGUUAAAUUAUGAUUCAAUUGCAUAAUAGAUAUUAUAUGUUGAUUAAAAAUUAUUCUAAACUAUGUCUUACAUUCUAAAUUUAGAUUUAACUGUCUGAUUUUUUUAUUAUUUUCGGAAAUUCGAAAUCUUCGAAAUCAGUAGACCAUGAGCUAUCACGAUCGCCAUAGAAAGGAAGAUGGCAGGAGCAGCGGACAUCUCUCACGUUACCGUGAAGCUAAUAAAUCAACACAUUCGAGAAGUCACCAGUCAGAUCACGAACCAUCAGAGAAACGUAAAAGAUUACGCUCGAGAACACCCGAAAAAGCAUACCGCUCUAGAAACCGUCCUGAGUCUGGUGUUUUAAAACGUGAAAGUUCAAGCUCUGAGCAUAAUCCAUACAAAGUUGAACCAACUAGUCCAAAUACCGGUUAUUCGUCACAAAGUCCAAUUAACUCCGACACAAAACAACGAUCUCCCCGCCAUAAGCCGGAGGAAACAAAUUUGAUUAAUUUCUCUUUCCUGGAUCACAAAAGCUCGUUGAAUCGUGUUCUUCUCGGCUAUUGCAGCCGAGAUCAAUUGGUUACCGAUGCCAACGAUUUUUGGUUAUUUCUAAACAAAUACGAACAUCUUCUGAAACGGUCUGGGCAGUGUAUUCUACCGGUGCCCCCCGAUCCCACGGCACCGCGUACGGUAACCGAAGCUUCUCCAAGUCGGUAUGAAAAGGCUUUCUGUUCCAGAAUGAGGAUUGCAGUGCCAUUUGAAGAGUUGCACAGUCGACUGCAACACUACGACCAAAGCGGAAGGAUCACAGAACAUAAGUUGAAACAAUUUCUACAGAUCGUCGUGCAUUAUUUGGAGUUUAGGCAGAAAGAACGUUACAACAAAUUGCGAAAGCUCCGAAAAGCUCAAGCAAAUCUUCCAGUUGCUAGUCAUCGUGACGAAAUAAUAGCCGCGGUAAACAAUGAGCAGAUUAUUAUAUUGGCAGGGGAUACGGGUUGUGGGAAGUCUACCCAGGUGCCGCAAUAUUUGUACCACGCUGGAUACGAAAAGAUUGCAUGCACGCAACCGAGGCGUAUUGCUUGUAUAUCACUCUCCAAACGAGUGGCUCAUGAGAUGUUAUGCGAGUACGGAACUCGAGUCGGCUAUCAAAUCCGGUUCGAGAAAAGUAAGAGUACUCAAACGAAUAUUUUGUUUAUCACAGAAGGUUUGUUGCUGCGCCAACUAUCCACAGAUGAAAAUUUGUCCCAGUAUUCGGUAAUAAUCUUAGAUGAAGUGCAUGAGCGACAUCUACAUGGCGAUUUUCUACUCGGCAUCACUAAAUGUCUGAUAAGAGCAAAACCGGAUAUAAAGCUAGUUCUGAUGUCUGCAACGAUCAAUAUCAAACUAUUCGGUGACUACUUUGCAGAAGAGAAGGCACAAAUCAUCGAAGUCCCCGGUCGACUAUUUCCGAUUAAAUUACACUACAUGCCACAGAUUCAAGAUGUUUGUACCACCAGCACUGGUAAAACUAAACAGAAGACUUCUGAUCGCAUCAGUCCGGAGCCAUACAUUCAGAUAUUGCAGUUGAUCGAUCAAAAGUAUCCGCCUACAGAGAAAGGUGACGUUCUAAUUUUUCUCAGCGGUUUAAACGAAAUCACAACAAUCGUGGAUGCUGCCAAAGACUAUGCUGAGAAAAACAAGAAUUGGAUUAUUCUCCCCCUGCACAGUACUCUGUCAAUCGCUGAACAGGACAAAGUGUUUGACUACGCACCCGAUGGAGUUCGGAAGUGUAUCAUUUCGACUAACAUUGCGGAAACUUCGGUGACCAUCGAUGGAAUUCGAUUCGUCAUCGACUCGGGUAAAGUUAAAGAAAUGAGCUAUGAUGCUACUACCAAGAUGCAGCGAUUGAAAGAGUUUUGGAUUUCGAAGGCUUCGGCCGAGCAACGCAAGGGACGUGCGGGUCGAACGGGUCCCGGUAUAUGUUAUCGUUUGUUUUCCGAAAAACAGUUCGGCGACUUCGAGUCGUACACUACAGCGGAAAUUUUAAAGGUCCCGCUGGAGUCUCUACUGUUGCAGAUGAUUUCCAUGGGGCUGCCUAAUGCACGAUUAUUUCCAUUCAUCGAAUCGCCCCCCGCUGAGAACAUUGAGAAUGCCAUCAUGAAUUUGAAACACCAUGAGGCAUUGACAGCGGAUGAAAAACUGACACCACUAGGGAAAGCAUUGGCGAAAAUUCCUGUGGAUAUUGGUAUCGGUAAGAUGUUGCUGAUGGGGUGUGUGUUCCAACAGUUACAGCCAGUGUUGACACUAGCUGCAGCUCUGAGUGUCCAGUCGCCGUUUACGAAUCGCGCCUAUCGUGAACCCGAGUGCGAGCGCGCUCGCAAGUCGUUUGAGUCGGAUCACGGCGAUCCCGUUACGUUGCUAAACGCUUACAAGGAAUGGCUAGAGCUAAAGCAGAACGGGUUUGAGUACCGACGAGAUGAACAUCGUGAAAGUUCGAAAAGUUGGUGCCGCAGACGAGGCCUAGAAGAGCAAAGGUUUUACGAAAUCACCAAGCUGAGACGCCAGUUCCAAGACUUGCUACAAGACUGCGGUCUCAUGGAGAACGCCAACGCGGACAAUAUGACCAGUGCUGAGCGUGCAAUCCGACACGGCGAAUUGAAACAGCUCAAGGAACUGCGAAAGUCGCACCGAAUGGAAGCUCCUAGGAAACGACAGCUGUUAAAAUCGGAUCCUUGGGGGCUUGAUGAUGGCGAAGAGAACGAUGGGAAAGUCGAUAUAAGAGAUGUAGAAUUUCGUUUGAGUCACGAUUCGUCGAAGAUUCAAGAUUUGGUAUCCGGGGCUACCGCUUGCAGUUAUCGUGACCUCAUGACACUGAAACUGAUCCUGGUCAGUGGAUUGUACCCACAGGUCGCUAUAGCAGAUGAUUACAAUUAUUGCAAGAAUCCAACUGAGCAAUUUUUCCAUACCCAAACCAAGCCUUAUGUUUCGCUUCAUCCUAUGGGUUAUUUCGGUAAUAAUACAGACGUUCUUCAACUAACGGAAGAUGACAUAAUAGAAAAAUCUGGCUUGUACAAAUCGCGACAACCGUUGAGCUCGAAGCAUCAAAUAUUGUGCUACUUAACACUUCUGGAGACGAACAAAACAUAUCUGAUGAACACAUUACGAAUGCCGGCUGCACAAACGCUCUUACUGUUUGCACAUACGAUCGAUACUAAUUUAACAUUUUCUCGGAUAAUCUGUGAUUCUUGGUUGUGUCUUGAUUUCCCAUCACCAGAAAGUGGACAAAUUUUACUCCAUAAAGCGUCAAACUUGAGACGUCUAUGGAACAAAAUGUUGGCAGAGAAAUUGAAAGUUUUGAAUCAUACAGCGGAUGAAGAGCUAUCCAGAAGUGAUCGCGAAAAAUCGAUUGAACGGAUGAACUACGAACUGUGGCACGAUUUGGCACAAUUUAUGAACACGGAGGUUUGCUACACUUUGAAGCGGCUGCUUCCCGCUGAUGUAAAAACCAUGUACAAGGGACCAUUCGUGGAUCAAAUGCUUGUGGUAGAUCCAAACCCAUUCGCAGAAGAGUUUGUACCAAUUGCCAAUGACACCAAAGGAGGACUGCACAUAACAGAGAAUAUUAUCUACGGAUGUAUCAAUGAAACAGAUUGGAGUUUGCAAAUGCUGGAUGAUAUCGAAUCCAAUGAUUGGGAAUGCAAUAAUUGCAGUUGUACGUAUAAUUUGACUGGAAUGCAAAAACUGCAGCACAAAAUGGUUUGUAAACCCUGUACAAGGGAAAUUGAUCCGUCAGCGGAAAGUGCCGGGACAAGUAGCAACCAGAAACCUGGAUCAAAACGAUACGAUUGUCCAACUUGUGAGAAAGUUCUAUACUUGUCAUCGAUUGAAAUUCUUAAGCAUAAGAAAUCUUGUUCCAAAAUAAUCAAAGAAGAGGUUGAGUAAAUCGUUUGAAUAAUUUAUUAUUCAUUACCACAAUAAAAAUGCAUUCAAUUACA